This is a messenger RNA of Gekko japonicus, 717 nucleotides long. Its product is annotated as protein CYR61-like. The transcript has 3 exons. Gene Ontology annotation, cellular component: extracellular region. The annotation marks the transcript as partial. Gene Ontology annotation, molecular function: protein binding. Lineage: Eukaryota; Metazoa; Chordata; Lepidosauria; Squamata; Gekkonidae. The record is from RefSeq and is a predicted model, not a curated record.
GGGGGGUGUGGAUGUACGCAGGAGUUUAUAGAGACGAGAAAUCGCGGGGACGGCUUCGCAGCGCUCUCUCUCUCACUCUCUCUCUCUCUCUCUCUCUCUCUCUUGCUCUCUCUCAUGAAACAGUGAUGCAGCUGCCUUCCCUGGCCAGCGUUGCUUUCCUGCUAUGCAUCUCUCAGGUAUCUUGUCGCUGCUCCUCCACAUGCCGUUGCCCCCCGGGCCUGCCUCACUGCCCCCCUGGAGUCAGCCGGGUGCUGGAUAACUGUGGUUGUUGUCAGGUGUGUGCCCGGCAGCUCAACGAAGACUGUGACAAGCUGGUGCCCUGUGAUCCCCACAAAGGCCUGGAGUGCAACUUUGGCGCUGACCCCUUGGCCAACAGGGGCAUCUGUUGGGCCAAACAAGAAGGCCGGACAUGUGAGUACAAUGGCCGCAUCUACCAGAACGGAGAGAAUUUUCAGCCCAACUGCAAACAUCAAUGCACCUGCAUUGAUGGGGCUGUGGGCUGCCAACCUCUGUGCCCCUUAGAGCUGCCUCUGAUCGCGCUGGGUUGCUCCAACCCCCGGCUCCUGAAAGUACCCGGUCAGUGCUGCAAGAAGUUUGUGUGCGGCAAAAGUCUCAAGAAGUAUGGAGGGGCCACCUUUGAGCAUGACUGGCAUGGAGAGGCAAAUGGCAACGAGCUGAUCUAUGUGGGCAAAGGUGGACACUGGAAAAACCUACCAG